Molecule: messenger RNA, 1060 nt
Organism: Maylandia zebra (zebra mbuna)
Lineage: Eukaryota; Metazoa; Chordata; Actinopteri; Cichliformes; Cichlidae
Source: RefSeq, a predicted model, not a curated record
GUGAAUCGAAGUACCUCUGCACCACGUGUGGAGCCACCUUCCACCGAGCCUCCGCUCUCAGCAAACACCUGAAGAAGCACCAACCCAAACCCGACGUCCGGCCGUUCGCCUGUGAACAUUGUGAUAAGAGGUUCUACGAAGCCAAAGAUCUGCAGCAGCACAUGAACAAGCACAUGGGCCUGAAGCCUUUCCAGUGCCAGGUGUGCGGGAAAUGUUACAGCUGGAAGAAGGACUGGUACUCGCACGUCAAGUCCCACAGCGUCGCCGAGCCUUAUAAAUGUAACGUCUGUGGAAAGGAGUUCUUCGAGAAGGCUCUGUUCAGGAGGCACGUGAAGAAAGCCACGCACGGGAAGAAGGGCCGAGUGAAGCAGAAUUUGGAGAGAGAGUGCGAGCACUGUGGCAGGAAGUUCACGCAGCUCCGGGAGUACCGACGCCACAUCAACAACCACCAGGGAGUGAAGCCUUUCGAAUGUCUGACUUGCGGUGUCGCCUGGGCUGAUGCACGCUCUCUCAAGCGCCAUGUCCGCACUCACACAGGAGAGCGUCCAUACGUGUGCCCCAUGUGCCAGGAGGCCCACAUCGACGCACGCACUCUACGCAAGCACAUGGCCAAGUACCACGUGGACAGCCUGCCUGGGAAGAUCAUGCUGGAGAAGGACACCCUCCAGUUUCACAACCAGGGCACACAGGUGGAGCACGCAGUCAGCAUCCUGGCGUCCGACCUGCCCCCCGAGCUACGGCCUGCGCAGCAGCCGUCCUCGGAGGAGAUCGAGACGGUGCUGAUCACGGAGGAGACGGUGGAGGCCAUGGAGGCCGUCCAGGCUGUGCAGGCGGUGAGCGACGGCUCGGUGGCGACGCUCUCGGAUCAGGGCAUCAUGCAGGUCGUGAACUACGUCUUGGCCCAGCAGGCGCUGACGGGGGGGAAGCUCGAGGAAAACCCUGAGGUGAUUCAGACGAUGGAGGUGGAGGUGGCUCACGUCGCCGAGGUAGAAUAGCUGUGGGCUGGAGGACGGGGACUCCCCACAUAGACUGAUCACGUUGCUUCAGUCUAUAUAAAAUG